Molecule: messenger RNA, 5223 nt
Organism: Pelodiscus sinensis (Chinese soft-shelled turtle)
Lineage: Eukaryota; Metazoa; Chordata; Testudines; Trionychidae
Source: RefSeq, a predicted model, not a curated record
GAAAGAGAAAGGAGCCAUGAGACAAGAAGUCCCCCCUGCUUCAAAGAAAGAGAAUUCUGAAGAUUCUUUAAUUCUGGAACAAGAUGUUGCUAUUCAGCAAGACCCAGAACAGAAACAAAAAGAUCUUCCCAAAGAGAGAAGAAAAGCAGUCAGUGAAGUUCUCGCCAAGUUAAAAUUACAGAAGUAUGAAAGCAGAAAGCUCAGGUUGAAUGAUGUCCUAGAAAUCGACUCAAGAAGUUUAAUGGACAAGUCUCCUCAGAAAUUAAGAGAUUUGCCCUGGCAUUUCCUGAGAAAGGUCAUGGCUUUGAAUGUGACAGCCAGAAACACAAGCCUUAGGUGUGGGGCAACAGUUGGUCAAAGAUCUAAGGUGGAUAAAGAGGAACAAGGUAUUGGUGAACAAAUUUUCUUUAUUAGUGACACUGACACUAAAGUCUCUAUGAAUCCCCUGGACAUUCUCUGCGCCGUGCUGCUUUGCUCUGACAGUUUCCUACAGCAGGAGAUCCUGUCCAAAAUGUCUAUGUGCCAGUUUGCCCUUCCUCUGUUGCUGCCCGCCCUCAACACCCCCAGGUGCACCCUUCUGCUGUGGGCCAUGAGGGACAUUGUGAGGAAGUGGAGGCCGCACUCCCUGGCACAGAGCCGAGGGUUCAAGGAGGAAAGCCUGGUGCUCACACAAAUGCCAACCAUCUCCUUUGUGCGUUUGGGCAGCUGCAGCUUCUCCAAGUCCCAGCUCCUCAACGAGAUUCUCAGCCCCUCCCAGCAGCACCACGACUUCUUUGUGCAUCAAGAUUUGUCAUCUGGGAAUGUCCCUAGAGACAUCGCAGAUGGCUUUGUAGAAAUUUCCUGGUUUUUCCCUGGGGGGAGGAAGAAUUUAGAUCUUUUCCCAGAACCUGUGGCAGUUACAAAUCUACGUGGAGACAUUGAGUCUCACUGGCUCCAGUUCAGCUUUUUAACAGAGGUCUCCUCAGCAGUGUUUAUAUUUGCUGAAAACAUCACUGAACGAGAGUACACUCUAUUAUCCUCUUUGAAAGAAUCCACAACUAAAUACUACUUCAUUCUCAACCGCCAGGCUGGGAAACCCAGCGAAACCCUGGCAUUCCUUAACAAAUUAGCCCCUUUGCUGAAACUGAAAAAUUCACAUAUGUUGAUGAAAGAUAGCAGGACAAAUAAAGCAAAAUUUGUGGAAAAGCUGCAGUCCACCAUACAAAGCAUAAUGAACUCUUCUCCCAAGAAAAAAGGUAUAGAAGACAUGGCUGUGAUAGCACGUGAACUAGGAAUCCAAAUAGAUGAAGAUCAUGUGGAAUGUCAAACUACAAGGAACUAUGUUAAAGAGAUCACCUCAGAAAUAAAGGAUGUGGUAUAUUACAAACAAGACAUGCUAAAGCUCCAAGGAGAUUUAUGGAAAAACCUGGCUAAAGUGGAAAAAGAACUGUGCCGAAUGAGAAGGCAGGGAGAUAUCCCUGCUGAGAAAUAUAAAUCUCAGCUGAAAGAUAAAAUGUUGGAAUUACGUAAUCAACAGAAUAAAUGUGAUCUGACUGAUGGCUUGAUUAAGUUUAUUAAUUCAAUACGACAUCUACUUCCAUUAGAAAAGCACUAUUUCCUGAAAUGGAUGAAAUUUCAGCUGGAUCACAUUGCUAGGAGGAAUCUUUCUAAACUUCGGGCUGAAUACAAAGAGAAAUGCAAGUCUGUAGGAGAUGAUACCAAAAAGUUGGCAGAACUAGAUAAACUAAUAUCUUCCACUUCUUUAGGGGUGGAGCAUUUCAUGCGUGAGUUGGGGCAGUUCUAUGAGGCUGAAUGCUCGAUGGUUAAAGAAGGCAAAAUUCUAAAAAGUGGAAGACAAUUCACACACCUCCCAGGCAUUGCAGCUGACCUGAUGCUGGAAGGGUUUCCUAUUGAGCUGAUCGAUGGAGAUGCCUCCAACAUCCCACUGCAGUGGGUGACAGAUAUUCUGAGUCAGCUCCAUGCCAAGCUGAGGGGAAGGUCCAAGAUGCUGGUGCUAACUGUGCUGGGAGUGCAAAGCACGGGGAAAUCCACCCUCCUCAACACCAUGUUCGGCCUGCAGUUUGCAGUGAGCAGUGGCCGAUGUACACGAGGAGCCUUCAUGUUGCUCAUUCAAGUUAGAGAGAUGUUAAAAAAAGAACUGGGCUGUGAUUUUCUCCUGGUGAUAGACACCGAAGGCUUGAAAGCCCCUGAACUGGCCAAGCUGGAGGACAGUUACCAACACGACAAUGAGCUGGCCACACUGGUGAUUGGACUGAGUGACAUCACCAUUGUUAACAUGGCCAUGGAGAACGCCACUGAAAUGAAAGAUAUUCUGCAAAUUGUGGUCCAUGCAUUUCUCAGAAUGGAAAAAAUAGGGCAUAAACCCAACUGCCAGUUUGUGCAUCAGAACGUCAGUGAUGUGUCUGCGCAUGAGCAAAACAUGAGGGACCGGAAACACCUCCUGGAGCAGCUGAACGAAAUGAUCAAAGCUGCAGCAAAGAUGGAAAAACUAAAUAAGGAAAUAAAAUUUUCUGAUAUCAUGGAGUAUGAUCUGGAAAAACACAAUUGGUACAUCCCUGGACUCUGGCAUGGAGUCCCUCCGAUGGCUCCAGUAAAUAUGGGAUAUAGUGAAAAAGUGUAUGAGUUAAAGAAGUACCUGUUUGAGUUCAUAAAGAACCGUGCACUUAAAAGAACCCCCAAGGACAUUCCCCAAUUUAUUGAAUGGAUGAAGAGUUUGUGGAAUGCUGUCAAACAUGAAAACUUCAUCUUCAGCUUUAGAAACAGCCUGGUCGCUGAAGCCUACAACCUGCUGUCUGUGAAGUAUGCGGAGUGGGAAUGGGACUUGCGCAAAGAAAUGCAUCUCUGGGUAACUGAAAAAGAAACUGCUAUUCAGAAUCUUUGUCCUGAGGAACUAGAAGCUGAUAAGUCACAAUUUGAAAUGCAACAGAAACUACUGUGUGGAGAAGAGAGAAUUCUGGAGUUUUUAAAACAAUAUUUUGAAAGUGGGGCAGCAAAUCUGCAUCUGAUAGAAAAGUACAAGGAAGAUUUUAUCAGAAGUGCAAAGAGCCUGAAGAAUGAACUGGAAAGUUACUCGCUGAAGAAAUGUAAGGAAGCCAUUCACAUUAAAAAAGGCCAGCACAAGAUAGCCAGUAUUCAGGCUAAGUACAUGAAAGUCAUUGAAGGGAAAGUGGACAUGCUUUUGGAAGAAUGCAGGAGAAAAGAAAGUAAACUGGAAAGUAAUGAAUUGGAAAUGGAAUUUGAAAAAAUGUGGAAAGAAACAGUUUCAGAAUUAUCACCUAUUUGUUUACAGAAGCGUAAAAUUCAUGAAGAAAUUGAGUUCUAUCUGAGAAAAAACCUAGAAAACAGAGGGAGUUCAGUUAAUCAGAAGAUACAGGAAGCAAAAAGUUUAAUGAAUUAUAGAAUUAACUCUUUUGAAAUGAAAACUGAAUAUUUAGACUUUUCAUUAACCACAACUGUGAAACACUGGUUUACAAAAAAACGGUCACAAAAAACAGAAAAAAUUGCUGAAUCCUUGCUGGACAAAUGUAAUAGUUACAUUGAAGAAAGGGUCUAUUCCAAGGCAGACUAUGAUGAAACAUUUUGCAGAGAAUUGUUGCAUAUGAUCAAUGAGCAACUUCAACAAGAGGAAGUGAAAAAACUUCAGACUUCAGUUUGCUUUGAAGUUGAUCUGAAGCUUCACAUUUUGGGGGAAGCUGCUCAUGCAUUUCAGAAGAUGCAUGAAGAUUUUCUCAAGGAAAAUGAUCCUCAGCAACGGCUGGAGAAACUGAAACCUCAAUAUUUAUCUAUAUUUAAAGACCAUUACUUGGAAAAAGAUGCCAGACAAAACAGAGCUAAGGAUUUCUGUGAUCAGUGUCUCAAACCUGCCUUAGUGGACUAUGUUAGCAAAAGACUCGGGCUAGAAAUAGUGAAUGACAUUCUCAGCAGUGGUCAGUCUAUCGAAUAUGCCAGCCGGACCUUUUUCCAGUUCACUGUGCAGAAGAAGCUGUUAGAAGAUGGGAAUUUCAACAACUAUGUGAAAUACAUUAUCAGUUAUGAAAAGUUUGUCAAAGCUUGGAUAUGGAGGCACAUAUUAGAUUACUACCAAGAAGCUGAGGAUUUGGAAGAUCUGGAGGAAGAAAUUCUAUCCACGAUACUAAAGAAAGUCAGGGAUGCUCUUGAGAAUGCCAAAGAUGAAAGUGUUAAGACAGUCUCAGUCUUUCUGAACAACUUUUGUAAAACACUGCAGAAAGACCUAGUGAUUUCCAAGGACAGUUUAGUGGGGAUACAGUUUAAAAAUACAGCAGAUCCAGCUCAAUUUUCUACUUUUAUUCAAACCUUCCUUCCUGGUCUUCAGCAACAGAUACUGGCUGAAUUGAAGGCUUUGGAAAUUAACUCAAAGCUCUGCCAUCUGCCAUUGAAACCCCAGGAUGAAAUCUUCAAGCGAGUGUUUGGCUGUGGGAAGCAGUGUCCAUUCUGUAAAGUCCCCUGCGAGGCAGGAGGAGGGGCUCAUAAAGAGCAUUUUGCAUCAGUGCAUCGUCCCCAAGGACUAGGGAGAUACCAAAAUCUGGUAACAGAAAAGCUUACCUAUUCUCUAUGUUCCUCUGAUGUAGUUUCCAACACUAAAUUUCGGAAUUCAGACACAGAUUGGAAAGAUCAUCCUUAUAAAGAUUAUCGUCAAUAUUACCCAGAGUGGCGUAUUCAGCCAGAUCCCAGCAUCACUGCUUCCGAUUACUGGAAAUUUGUCUUUAAGGAGUUCAAUCAACAGUUUGCUAAGCAGUAUGAUGCUAAACCAGCUGAUCUCCCAGCCGAUUGGCAAAAAAUAACCAAAGAACAGGCUCUGGAGAGCCUAAAGGAAGCAUUUACUAUAAAAUAAACACAGACAGUUUGCUUAAAUGGGAUAUAGAUCUGAUCAGGUAGGAAAAUUAACAAUUUUUUUAUUUAAAAAACAGACAUGAAAAAAAUCUAACUUCAAACAAAUUUGUCAUUUCAUCUGUGAAGCUAUCAGAAUGAAAAUCUAUUGUUUGAUAUGUGAAAGAAUUCAGUAUUUGGUUUCUGAUUGCUAAAACCACAGUUGCAUUUCACCAGAGCAAUGGUGACAGCCAAUAACCAAUUAAUUCACUCCCAAAACAGCUCAACUCUCCAAUUAAUUCAAAUAUUAAUACCCUGACCCAGGCAACUCAUCUCAGUGUAGCAUACACAAUUUCAUGUUAGAGUGUUUCACCCAACAAAAUCUGCUUUAUUAGA